CUCCGCCAAUCAGAGAGCUCCAGGUAGAAUCAUGGCGGCUCCCAGCGGCUGGAGGAGGACUGCGGCGCUCCUGCUUGUUUCGGUCAGCGUUGUCUCGCUGUUUGUUGCGGUGGCGGACUGUGCGGACACCAAGCCUAAGAAGAAGAAAGAUAUUCGGGAUUAUAAUGACGCGGACAUGGCCAGACUGCUGGAGGAGUGGGAGAAGGACGACGAGAUUGAGGAGGGCGAUCUGCCGGAGCACAAAAGAUCCCCGCCUCCUAUUGACUUCUCUAAAGUCGACCCGUCCAAACCCGAGGAGCUCCUGAAGAUGUCCAAGAAGGGGAAGACCUUGAUGGUGUUUGCAUCCGUGUCUGGAAAUCCUACAGAGAAGGAGACGGAGGAGAUUACCAGCCUGUGGCAGGGAAGCCUCUUCAACGCCAACUUCGAUGUUCAGAGGUUUGUGGUGGGCUCCAACCGCGUCAUCUUCAUGCUGCGCGAUGGCAGUUACGCAUGGGAGAUUAAAGACUUUCUUAUCAACCAGGACCGCUGCGAGGACGUCACUGUGGAGGGACAGGUGUAUCCUGGGAAAGCGGCCAAGAAGGACAGCAAGGGGAAAGAACAGAAUGACACCAAGAAGAAGAAAGACAAGAAAGCAGCCAACCGAGCAAAUAAAAGCAAACAGGAGCUGUAAAACACCUGACUUUAGCGAGGUUUCUGGAGCAGGAGCUGGAGAGGGGCAGGAGGAGGCCCUAAUCAAAGACUACAUGGAGAGAAGACGUAUCCAGCCAAGGUAUUUGACACUAACUUCAAAGGUUUAGUGUCUUGUUUUGACUGUAGUAUGAGCCACUGAUACCAGGGUGCUGCUUUAUGAGUCCUUUUCUUUGGUUCCAGAAGGUGCUUGCUUCAAAAUCUUGGAAUGGAGUAGUCCGGUUACUCUUCAGUCGUCUUAUUUUUGUUCCACAAUUGCCAAUCCUCACUCAAACGUUACACGGUUUGAUUCAUUAAAAAAAAAUCUGUAAAAUCAAAGUUUCUUUGAUACUGUGCUCACGUAAAUGGUACGUAGUCAAUCAAAAUUAAGGAAAUUACCAUCUUUUUCUUUUCUUUUUUUUUUUUAACACAAAAUAUCACUCAACUUGCAACUGUAAAAUGUUUCAU
Molecule: messenger RNA, 1134 nt
Organism: Pygocentrus nattereri (red-bellied piranha)
Lineage: Eukaryota; Metazoa; Chordata; Actinopteri; Characiformes; Serrasalmidae
Gene: mesd
Product: mesoderm development LRP chaperone
Exons: 3
Coding region: 32-670 (212 amino acids)
Biological process (GO): protein folding
Source: RefSeq, a predicted model, not a curated record